AUGCGCAUCAUGCUCGUUAAGCUACGGCGUGUAAUCUGCGUCGUGGCCAUCAUUUGCGCCGCUUUCGUCCUGCGGCCGGCCGGGAUCGGUGGUGACUCACAGGCGCAGGGCGCAGUGCCGCCCGAAAAUGUGACGCACAACGCGACCGCCAGGGUCCGGAGUUCGGAGGCGGCGGUCGGUGAUGCAUGUCUCAGUGGCGUUGAUUCGCUCCCGGGCCCGGCGGCGAAGCAGUGCGUGGCCGGCGGUGGCCGAAAUGGUGGUGGUAAAUUAAAUAAUGGCACUUGCGUGAGUGCACUCUGUGGUUUGGGUCCGGCGCCGAUGGCGACGGUUGUGAAUGAUGUGAUUAACGCCACCCGGACCCACAGGCCGGACCCAGAGGCCGGCCCCUAUCAUCACGGUGGCACGGUCGAGGGGACCAGCGCCAGCACGGCGCAGAAACAGGAGCAGCAUCAGCACCUUGUUUACGGUGGACAGCGCGUGGUGCUCCGGGCGGAAGUGCUCAAACACACUUCCGUUCUGUACGGUCUGCUGUCGAUCACCGAGCGGGACGGCGUGUCCGAGCGGUGCUACCGGGAGCUUCAGCGCGUGUACCACGGCAUCCAGCAGAAGGAAAUUUGGGCCAUGAAAGUUCUGGACUCGUCCGGCAGUCAGGAGCCGGGCUUCAUGUGGGGCCACAACCACUGGAUCGGCUCGGAGAAAGGCUGCGAGUCGACGCGAUCGCCGCUGUCGAUCACGCUGUCCGAUCGCUAUCGGCGCAACAUGAAGCCGAACCUGGUGUCCGCGUUGGCUCCGUUCGAGCUCGACUACCGGAUCGUGUUCGCCAAGCACCAUUCGGCCUGGCAGGUGGAGAUGAAAUUCCAGAGCGAGAACAUUCUACAUAUCGGCGUGUGCAUUCCACGAUCGUGCACCAACGACGAGUUGCACAACCUGACGGCGCGCUACUUCGAGGAGAAUAUCGUCCUGGCGCAAGACAUCUACGAGUUCAAGCCGAACGUUCUGCACGUGAAAAACACCUCGCUCGAGCGAAGCUUCUGGACGAAGCCGAGCAUUUUCAUCAUCGGUGUCUCGAUCGCCGUUACGCUGGCGAUGGUCUAUCUGGCGCACAGCCGAGAGCAGCAGCCGAGGACGGGCGAGGAGAAAACGGACAACGGCACGCCGGCGACGGAUGAUCCGGCAAACACCGAGGAGGGCACGUUCAUCGAUCGGGUGAUCGAUAGCUUCAACCUGCGCAAGAACCUGACGACAAUCUUCCGCACGGACACCGGACCCCAAUCGCUGCCCGUCAUCUGUGGCAUCAAGUCAAUCUGUUGCUUCCUGAUCCUGUGCUUCCACAUGCAGUGGUACACGUUCUACACCGUGCACAACCCCUCGGUCAUGUUCCACUACGCGGAGCAGAUCCGCUACCAGCUCGUGAGCAACGCGCCCCUGCUAGUGGACGUGUUCUUCGCCAUCAGUGGCUUUCUGCUCAGCUACAACUUCAUCCGCAACCGGUCCAAAGUGCAGGAGGUCAAGGCGAAUUCGCUCUGGCAAAACGGCCGGCUGUACGGCAGGAUGCUGCUGCACCGCUACCUUCGCCUAUCGCCCAUGUACCUGAUCGUGACGGUGAUCGGUGAGCUGACGCACAGCUACAUCGUGGCCACGUCCAAGUUUUGGGUCCACGAGCGCUCCGAUCUCGGCUGCCAGCGGUACUGGUGGCGCAACGUGCUGUACAUUCAAAACCUCUACCCGGUCGAGGACAUCUGUCUCAGCUGGACGUGGUCGCUGGCGUGCGAGAUGCAGUACUACGUGCUCUUCACCGCGCUGCUCUUUGUGUACGCCAAGAGCUCACAGUUCGGCAAGAGGCUGUUUAAGGUGUUCGCGAUUGGCACGCUGGUGCUGAACGUGGCCCUGACGCUCAACCAUCGCUUCAUCCCGUCGUACGAUGUGCUGUUCAAUACGGGCGACGCCCUGUAUCUGGCUCCCUGGUCCCGGGUGUCCCCGUACGUGGUCGGUGUCUACUUUGGCUGGAUGAUGGCGGCCCGGCGCGGGAAGUUCACCCCAACGCAGAAGGAGUACCGCGUUUACUGGCUGUUGGCGUGCUUCUGCACGAUCUUCAGCAUGCACUCGACCAUCAAGCGCAACUUCCCGUUCCCGAUCGCCUCGACCGUGAUGGUGGCCGUCCGGUGGCUGAUCUCGUGGGCCGCCUGCUGGGUGAUCCUCGCCACCGGAUGUGGCUUCUCGAACGCCGUGACGCGGGUCCUGUCGUCAAAGUUUUUCGUCCACAUCAACAAGCUCACGUACGGGAUCUACCUGCUGAACCCGGUGAUCAUCAUCGGGACGUUCGGUAUCUCCGACUCGAGCGUCCACGCUGACCCGAUCCCGGCGAUCGUCAUGGCGCUCGGGGUGACGCUGCUGUCGUACGUGGGGGCGAUCUUCUUUUCGGCCUGCUUCGAAAUACCGUACUGUAGGAUUUCUAGCGAAAUUCUGAAGCUCAAUCGCAAACCAACGCCACCGAGCACGGUACCGCCGGUGGCACCACCGGAUCAGUGA
This is a messenger RNA of Anopheles bellator, 2529 nucleotides long. RefSeq names its product nose resistant to fluoxetine protein 6-like. The record is from RefSeq and is a predicted model, not a curated record. Lineage: Eukaryota; Metazoa; Arthropoda; Insecta; Diptera; Culicidae. The transcript has 10 exons. Bases 1 to 2529 code for a protein of 842 amino acids. Gene Ontology annotation, molecular function: acyltransferase activity, transferring groups other than amino-acyl groups.